AUGUCGACGGCAGGACCCUGGCAAUCCCUUCCAUAUAGGACCGCCAAAGCUGGGUGGAGUGAGGACGUCGGAGGCUCGCACAGCCCUGAACGUGGACGGCCACUUGAACAUGGGGAGUUCCUGGUACGUUGCGCAACGCUCCUCAUGGUUCUGGACGGCGUCGCCGUAGCGACAAAGACUGAAGCAGCAGCGGUUGAGCCACUCCAGCAAUGGUUUUUGGCACACGACACCAGCGCAUCAAUCGGAGGGGAUGAAGGGCCUGCCUUACCCUUGAAGGUAUGGCAGAAAGACAUUGGAGACCGCUUUCGGCAAGAAUAUGAGUGGCACGUACUGGCCAGCUUGAGUCUGGCCGUGGCAUUUCUCCAUGACAAAACUCGGCAAAAGAACGAGGCUUCUCAAGAGGUGUCCAAGGAAGAGCUCGAUGAUGUCUGGCAAAUUGUAAGAGAUUGCUUGGUCUUCUCACCGGAGCGACAGCUCUUCACUGCCUCGCGCAGCGCACAGGGAUUCCUGUCUGUCCCAUUGUGCAGUCUGCAAAAAGAGGGCAACAUUGAUCUGCUUUAUCGCCUGCACAUAUGGCUGCCUGACGGGAAACGCGGAAACCCAGAUUUCGCAAUACACUCCCAUCAGUGUUUCGCUCAAAGCUGGAUUCUGGCUGGGCAAGGCAAAGACAACACUUACGACGUCACCCCCGAGGAAAUCCCUGGGGAAGCUACCCACGCCGAGUUCGCGCUCGUUUGGAGUGACGUCAAUGGCAGCAAUGUCGGGAAGUCAUAUAAGACGCACCAGAAGUUUUCCAGGAUUGAGAAUACGAGGAAAUUGGUGUGCACCAAGGUGAAGUCGUCUAGCACUCAUACAGCGGGUAUGUCCUACACAAUACCAGAGGCAGCCUACCAUACUACGACCGUGUCGCCCAAAGGGAUGCACGCGACAUUAUUCGUCUUUGACUCUCGAAGGGGAUUCAAGCAAGAUGCGGGAAUUCUGGGCCCAAAAUACGAAGAAUUCUCUUCUCAGAGCCGAGAUCCCGACACAGCGAUUCCAUCCAUGCUUGCCAGGAAGAUCGACGUUGUACGCAAAUGGGAAAGGCUCAUUCGCCGAGGACGUAUGUUAGCUGAGGGCUCAGACUUGGACGGCGCCUUGUCAGCCUUCGACGAGGCUCUGAAAGAAGUGGAGGCAUACGACUACUUUCCAAAUGCUCCCCAGUACAAGCACCAGACGCAGGGCGAUCGAGCGAAGAUAUAUCUUCGUUUCGGCAAAUAUAAAGACGCGGAAAACAUCCUUCGGUCAACCGUUCAGGAAAUGGCCCCCAGCGUUGAGCGCGUUGAACUCGAGGGAGAGCUAGCCCUCCUGUAUGGUGGCAUGAAACAGCUCGACGACUACAAGCAAGCUUGUAAGGAUGCAUACGACACUGCAAGACGGCUGAAUGUCGACCAUCUCAUGUGCCGGACAGUCGGAGCCCUGGGAUUAGUGAACUAUUUACUCUAUUUGCGUGAUCGAAAUGAAAGUAUACUGGAGCUUGCUAUAUUCCAACUUCAAGAGCGUGUCUACUUGGCACUGAAACUCAAGGAACAGGCCUCUAAGCUCCUCGACCCUGUUACAAAGAACAGCGAGGUCAAGUCUGCUCUCACAAGAGCAUCGAUUGGCUAUGGCCGUUUGUCGCUGUGUUAUGAAGCACGUCAAGAUGUUCCAAAUGCUACCGCAGCGAGCUUGGACUCAUUGAAAAUGGCCAUCGAGUCAGGAAGCGCCUCUGUGAUAGCCAUGUCACGCUACUUCUACGGUCGAGCCCUGUUACAAGCGAAUCAAUCAGGAGACGCGCUAAGACAGUUUAAUCCACCAAAGACAUGUACCCCGGCUAUGGCGUUGUGUAUGGAACCUUCGGAUGAGAACCGUGAAUACUUAAAACAAAUCGUCGAAGCUGGUGCGGACAUGGAUCUUGUUGAUGAGCAGGGCUACACAGCUCUGGACUAUGCAGUCUACAAUGGAAACCUGGAAAUGGUGACCCUACUCCUCGAAGCACUACGCCGCAAUUUUGGAUCUGCCGACUUUGUUCAAGCGCGUGUAGAUCGCUUACACCACGAGGCUAAAGUCCGGAGAGGAUACAGGGAGAUUUUCCAGGAGAAGCUCCGACCAAUUCUACUCGAGGCUCAAAGUCGAGGAGGCGGGGUGGCCCGAACAGUCUCCGGUCUGCGUCGGACCUAUGCAAAUGCCCUUGGCGCUCAAGACAGAAGCUCGCUCUUCGAUAAACUCAGAUACGUCAAGUACACGGACUUCGUGGCACUAGGUCGGCUACCCCAUUCAGAAGACGUCGAAAUCAUUCAAGAGUACGAUGCAGAUGUUGCGCAGGGUGUGACGCAAGAUCAGCGUGAUGACGACUUUGUAAUUUUCAUAUCAUAUCGCUGGAUUUACAUGGACGUGAUAAGAAUGAUCCAGUCACCUGAUAACCCUUCUGAUAAUAGACAAUAUUUGAGGAUGAUCAGGGCAGUAAAUGAGUUUCUACUACAGAAUCCUUCGAUUAGCAGGGAUAGAGUCGGAAUAUGGAUUGACAGUGCAUGUAUCAAUCAGAAAAACCCGGGGCCUGGGGUGUCAGCAUUACCUAUUCUCCUCGCCCAGUGUGAUGUUGUGAUCAGUCUCGUAGACAGAGACUAUUACAAUCGCGCAUGGUGUUGCAUCGAAGUUGCAAUGGUUCAGCAGCUUAGCAGAUCAUACAAAUUGCACCAUUGGUACGAGCAUAAGGACAGCACCGAAGGGCAAAACGGAGAGAAACUUGAACGUGGACCGAUAGAUAAGAUAAUCAACAUGACAGAGAAGCAGCUGACAUACGAGUCUGACCGGCCAAAGGUACUCUUUCUUGAGAGGCAGAGCAGGUUGCUCGGGCGAGAUGUUGAUUUACAGUAUUGA
Neoarthrinium moseri is the source of this 2895-nucleotide messenger RNA. RefSeq lists its product as uncharacterized. Gene Ontology annotation, molecular function: protein binding. The coding region runs from base 1 to 2895 and encodes 964 amino acids. The record is from RefSeq and is a predicted model, not a curated record. Lineage: Eukaryota; Fungi; Ascomycota; Sordariomycetes; Amphisphaeriales; Apiosporaceae. The transcript is spliced from 2 exons.